Molecule: messenger RNA, 1200 nt
Organism: Drosophila kikkawai
Lineage: Eukaryota; Metazoa; Arthropoda; Insecta; Diptera; Drosophilidae
Product: putative odorant receptor 83c
Biological process (GO): detection of chemical stimulus involved in sensory perception of smell; sensory perception of smell
Cellular component (GO): plasma membrane
Molecular function (GO): olfactory receptor activity; odorant binding
Source: RefSeq, a predicted model, not a curated record
AUGGAGAGUUCUGUCUUAGUCAGUCCGUCCCAGCGCUUUCACAAACUAGCCAAGGACAUUAACAAAUUCGUUGCUUUUUUGGGAGUGGACAUAUUGGCGUCAUGUUUGAAGUUUAACUAUCGAACCUGGACCACUUUUUUUGUAGGUGGCAACUUUAUGGUCUUCACCAUAUUCUCCAUUUUCAAUAAUGGUGGUGACUUGGAGAAAAACUUAAAGGCCACCUCGAUGAUAGGAGGCCUGAUACAUGGGCUCGGAAAGCUCCUGACCUGUAUCUUGAAACAGCAGGACAUGCGGAGACUCACAUUCUUCACAAGAGGCAUAUACGAGGAGUACGAGAAUAGGGGAUGUCACUACCGCACAGUCCUGCACAAGAACAUCACUCGGUUGCUUGGCCUCAUACGAAUAAUUCGCAAUGGUUAUUUCGUUACCAUUUUCAUAAUGAUGUCCCUGCCGCUGGCCAUGUUGAUGUACGAUGGAACCCGGGUCACCGCUAUGCAGUUCGACAUUCCUGGCCUUUCACUGGAAAGUAAUAUUGGCUUCACAGCCACCUACCUGAUUCACUUGCUUUCAAUGGUCGUUGGCGGCGUAGGAUUUUAUGGGGGAGACUUGUUUGUCUUUCUCGGAUUAACCCAGAUCAUAACAUUCGCCGAUAUGUUGCAGCUCAAGAUAGACGAGCUAAACGAAGCCCUGGAACUCAAAGCAAUAUCCAGAGAGCUAUCAGCCGUGGGCGUUCAGAUUGGAGGGGAAAAAUAUCGACUACAACUUUUAUUGGAUGUUAUCAAGUGGCAUCAACUCUUUACGAACUACUGCAGCACAGUGAACGCCAUAUAUCAUGAGCUGAUCGACACUCAGGUCAUAGCCAUGGCCUUGUCAAUGUUGCUCAGUUUUUGCCUUAAUUUAUCUGGCUUUAACCUCUCGCUGGUCGUCUUCUUUGUGGUAGCAGCGUACAGCAUGUCCGUCUAUUGCUUUCAGGGCACUAUCAUUGAAUUUGGAUAUGACAAGGUGUACGAGAGCAUCUGCAAUGUGGCCUGGUACGAGUUGGGUGUCAACGAACGGAAGCUUUUUGGCCUAAUGCUGCGGGAGUCUCAGCAUCCGCAUACUAUUCAGAUCCUUGGAAUAAUGUCGCUUUCUAUGAGAACAGCUCUACAGAUUGCAAAGCUAAUUUACAGCGUUUCAAUGAUGAUGAUGAAUCGUUCAUAA